This is a messenger RNA of Arabidopsis arenosa, 1377 nucleotides long. Lineage: Eukaryota; Viridiplantae; Streptophyta; Magnoliopsida; Brassicales; Brassicaceae. The record is from the annotation of a GenBank genome assembly.
AGAUCAAGUAGUGGCAAGCCCCUUUAACAAAAAAAAAAAAAAAAAGUAGUGGCAAGUGCCAUGGCCCAUGAAGACACUUUCACCAAACUAGUGUGGGUGAAUCAUCCAGGAGAAAUUCGGAAAAGGGAGGUGGUUUAAAAUUUUGGCGAAAUUUGGAGAUACAAAAAAUAAGAACUCGGAUUCCUAAGGAGCAGAUUUAAACUGAUGAGCAACAUGACAUGGAUCGAUGUGGUGAAAAUCUAGAUGAUGGAGGAGUAUGAAAGCAACAUCCGAUCCUUUGAGUAGUGUUAGCAAUAGAAGAAGAGCCCUUUCUUUUACAAGUAUGGUGAGACCGAUCGUUGCAACAUCAAGUGUAAAUCCAAAUCCAACUGUGGAAGAAUCUUUUGUGAUGAUGGAACCUAGCGAGCAUUAUGUUAAUAGCGUUAGGCAAAUACAUGAUCAAAGCACACUUGUUUGUCCUAUGGACCAAGAGAGACAUCUACUUAACCAAGAUCUGGUGAAGUUUUGGGCUCACCACAAUUCCAUAGGAUUACAUGACAAGCUUGAUUUACCUCUGGCUAGGAUAAAAAAAGUUAUGAAGUCCGAUCCUCAAGUCAAGAUGGUCAGCUCGGAUAGUCAUGUUCUCUUGGCUAAAGCUUGUGAUAUAUUCAUUGAGGAGGUAACCCUCCGUGCUUGGAGGCAUACUCAAUCAUGCUCUCGUAACACCAUCCAGAGUUGUGAUAUAUACAAGGCCUUAAAAGAAUCUGUUAUUUAUGAAGAACUGACUGAUCUUGUUUCUUUUGGACAACACUCUGUCACCCAUCAGGGUGUGCCACAAGAUGUAGUGCAACAGCAACUGUUUCCAUCUGCUAACGUGAAUGUGCCAGAAAUGAAAGAUCUGAUUGAUAUAGAUAAGAUUCAGCAGCAAUGCCUUUACUUUCAAACCACUGAGCAUUUUAUCGACACUGGAGAGUUUGAGAUCGACCCUAAGUACCAGCUAUAUAACACUAGCACACCCCAUUGUUCACGUUUAGCAAUGAUGAAGCAAAACCUCCCACUGAAACCUGGUGGUUUUGAUGAACUGAAACCUUCUCCUGGACCUAGUAGUGGUAAUGCUGAAGUUAUACCUCAGACCGGGACGAAUCCUGUUCCAGAUUCUUAUCGCUAUGAUGAUGUGAAAUCUCCAACGGGUCAUAAUAAUGGUGCAAAUUCUGAUCCGCCACUCAACUAGACAACAGAGUAUAUGUGAUCAAUGUGAAACAAGUUCAAAUCAGAAAUUGUAAAUAUUAAAAUUUGUGCUUGUCUAUGAUCAGCCUUGUAUGCGAAUAUCCAAUACUGUACUAUAAGCUUUCUUUACUCGAAAGACACCGUUUGUAUGAAUACAAAAAUACUAUAUGC